Molecule: messenger RNA, 3442 nt
Organism: Mycena citricolor
Lineage: Eukaryota; Fungi; Basidiomycota; Agaricomycetes; Agaricales; Mycenaceae
Source: the annotation of a GenBank genome assembly
CUUUCCUUCAGAAGAUGACUGACAGUGAUUCUCGUCGGCCCGAUAUAUAUCAUGGCCCUCUCUCUCCAAAACCUCCAUAUGCCCCUUGAGCUGCUGCGCCUGAUUUUCGAGUGGGUCGCAGAGGAGGAUUUCGCGACCGCAUUGGUCUUGGUCCGGGUCUCAAGGGCGGUCCAGCGCUGGGUCGAGCCUAGUCUCUACUCGACGGUCCAGCUCUCCCGACCACAGACGAGCGGCGCGUUCAUUCGCACGAUCGAGGGCUCCCGAACGAAGCCGCCGAUGUUCUUCGCGGCCUACGUCAAGUCGCUGUGCAUCCUGUUCGACAUGCCCUCGGAACACAUGCUCAGGAUCACCUCCGUCUGCACGGGGAUCGACAACCUCACGACGUGGUUCCUGCCGUCACAGAGCCAGAUCUCCGCGCCCCCGCUCUCCGUCGCCCGCGCGCUUGCGGCGAUCCAGCCGCGCCGAAUAUCCGUCUGGCACGGGAUCACGCACCCGCACCCGACCGACCGCUACCCAUUCGAGGGCCCCGUCUUCAGCCGCGUGACGCACCUCAACAUCACCAACAUCUGGGAGGACUGGUCCCUGUGGCACUGGGAGGCGCUGCCCCCCACGCUGACGCACAUCUCGCUCGACCUCUCGUUCCGCGCCGGCCAGCCGCAGAGCGGGCGCAUCGCCGCUUCCGUGCGGCGGCUCCUCCGCGACUGCCGGAAACUCCGGGUCUGUGCCUUGCGGGAAGUUCCGCGUGGCUUGAUGUCCACGGCAUUGCUGCUGACCGAAAGGCCCGAAGCGACGAUCCGGGGUGCGCUGGUCUCAGCGCUUGAGGUGCUCGGAUGGAUGGACCCGCGCAUCGUCUUUUUCUGCAUCCCAGAUCCGUUCCAGCUCCGGAAGGCACAUUGCGAGUGGGAGGACCUGAAAUGGCGCGUCCUGGAGCAGGCGACGAAACAGCGCCUCGUGGGAGAUACGAGUGCGCUUGCAGCGCGCGAUCUUGUGUUUAUCACCUGAAGAUGCUUGUGGUGGAUACCAGCCGCUCCUAAUAUUGAUAUUGCUGCUGCCUUGGAGAGCGACACAUGCUUAAUAUACUACAGAUAAUAAUAUACAACCCUACUGCGUUUGCAUGCCCAACAAUUUCGUAUUGACUGGCAGAGACGGAUCCAACUGUUGAGAGUAUGCAUCAAUCAGUGGUAAACAUGCAUUUACCAGGCGCGAUCAAAUCGUGGUGCGCGCAUGAUCAACUUUCCGGAAAAUGGACGCAGCCGUGGGCUGGAAGAGAGGGGGGAUCUGCAGAUCCAGAAUCUCACCAAGUAUCACACCGAAUAUCUCCGGAUUACGAGCCCAACAUGGCAGCCACGGUCCAGAUCGAAUAAAGGGGAUGAUGAGGAAUGGACUCGUGCGGCCUUGAGAAAGCGGCCAUCUCUUGAACGCUGAUAACGAGGCCGAGAUAAACCGAUCCAAGUUAAUUGCAUGUUAGGAUUCCCGCACUGGGAACCGGGACCCUAGAAAACAAGAUGUUCUCAAAAAAAAAUCUUCGCGACACGCUCGAAGAUCUUACGGACGUAAUAUGCAAUCAGCAGGCGUACCCUGGUUCCCCUCGAUGCCCAACCAAACCCCAGCCCUCACGGCAGAUCUGACUUACGCCGAGUUCGGGAUCAUUAAUAUUGAAGCUAGGCACCUUUUCAGGACUUGCUGCGAGUGUUAAACCUCGGCCCCACCUCGUAUCUCGAGCGACCGGUACCGUAUGUAUCCCCCAUCACGAUCAGACCAGGCGGAGAGUUGGUGGCGUGCUCCGCGACCUGAUUAUUCUCGAAGCACGGAUCGCAGUCAGUCCGCUGUUCAGCGACGUGCAACAAGGGACUGGUUCUGGAUUUUCCCAUCGAUAUUCUGGAAACUGUGCGAUCAGAACGUGGGGGAGAUCAUCUACGAGUAAAUAUUGGGUCCGUUGCAGUUUCUGUCUCAACUCGAAAAGCGAAUCCCAUUUCGUCCCGCCCGGGAACCCGGAUUGAGGAACCUUGCGCUCGGAGAUGAAAGUUGCCCAGGCUUCACGUGGUACGGAUCAAGGUCGCAGCGGAGAGAGAUAGACGGAAAUAAGCCUAAUUUCAUAUCCACGGGUCUCAAUCGAGUCUCGACAGGAAAAUACUUCCAUGGGAUACAGGUCCGGCCCGGUGAGCCGGGAGCCGUUUACAUAAGGCACCUGCCCGAUGGAUAGGUGGAUGGCCCAUGAAAUGCAGGGACGGAUCGCACAGCGAGCGCCGGACAGUGGAUCGUCGACCGGUCUAUUCUGCCUGCAGCUUUUUACAGACUAUGCUCGGGUGUUUCGCAUGCUACACAUGGUAAGCUCGAGAGUGCUGCGUGUAGCUCCAUGACAUCUCUCUCACUGAGGACCGUGAUACAGAAUAAAGAAAGCGACAUUAAGCAAAAUAUCGGCGCCCGCAUCACAGAGAUACAUGUCCGCCGUCGUAAAGUAAACAAUCCCAUGAAUCCAAGUUCUCGCAGCCCGCAAACGGCUGCUGCUCUCUAUCCCCACGCAUAUCUACCGCUUCCGCUUGCUGCCCAUGCCCAUCGCAACCUGCACAACCCCGCCCUCUCCGAACCCAGAGGCCGAGCCUUCGCCGGUCGAGUCCCCGUCAUGAUCGACGUCCAUCGCCGACGCCGAACGUCCUGCCCGGGACGCCUCCUCGUCCGCCACCACGUGCAUCGAGAGCCGUCUGAUCACGCCCAAUACAAGAGUCAGUGACUGACGAGGGCGGGUGGGGGGCCGGCGUGUGACGCGUCCAACCGUCAGACGACUGCCACGGCCACACGCCCGGAACUCGGAGCAUGGGGGGCGGCUCACCUCCCUGCUGAAGGACCCUCCUCCUCGACUUCGGUCUCCGCGCCCGCACCCGCUCCCGCCAUCAUCCGCGAGCGCCCAGUGAACAUCUCCUCGACUUCGUCCCCCUCCUCGGCUUCUUCGAGGUCGUCAGCCAGCACACCUUCCGCAUCACCGACAAGCUCCCCCAUCUCGCCAAUCUGUCCGAGAGUGGUGUGCACGAUGCCCGGGUGCAGCGUCGCUUGGGCCGCAAGCGAAGUAAGCGGGUUUGAGGUCUCGGUAACAGUGUCCUUUGCAGCUUCAGCCGGGAAAGACCCGGGGUCUUCGAAUUCCUCAUCCUCUUCCUCGUUAUCGAUCUCCACUUCCUCGUUGAGGUCAGCGAAAGUACGGCACAGCGGGCAACUAUUCGGGAUGAGGGAAACGUCCGAUGCUACAUCAAACGACUCACUUGAAAGCGGGAUGGUGCGAGUCCAGCAUCGGGCGCAUACAUUUGUAAUGAAACGCGUGCGAGCACGGCGCCAGGAAAACAGCCUGAUGAAGCCGCACAGGGAAGAGACCUGUACAUCAAGCUUCAGUCAGAUAAGGCACCCGUGUGCGCCACCAGGAACGACGUACAGAUGCAGCAGUCGGGUAUCC